Messenger RNA from Vigna unguiculata (cowpea), 2857 nucleotides. Its product is annotated as U-box domain-containing protein kinase family protein. The record is from RefSeq and is a predicted model, not a curated record. NCBI's taxonomy places the organism in Eukaryota, Viridiplantae, Streptophyta, Magnoliopsida, Fabales, Fabaceae. Gene Ontology annotation, molecular function: ATP binding; protein kinase activity; ubiquitin-protein transferase activity. Gene Ontology annotation, biological process: protein ubiquitination; protein phosphorylation.
CUUUGGCAAUCAUCACACGCCAUACACAAAAGUCCAAACCUGGCCCUCCCCUUCGACCCUUCCCUUGGAAAUCCCGAUUAAAGCACUAAUACAAUAGUCUUUAAAUCAAACACUUGCGAAACUCCCAAAACAACGCUUUGAAAAUCAUCAUAUACCACCCUUUUUUUACUCCCUUUUUUACAAUGUUAAAGUCUCUUUCAUAUGUGUCUACUGUGACAUGAGUUUCACUGGAAUUGGUCUUGCUGCUUGUAGCUGAUAGGGAGUUGAAGUUUUGAAGCUUGGAACAAUCAAAUGGAUUCAAUCCAAACACAGAAAGUUUAUGUUGCUGUUGGUAAUGAUGCACAGGAUGGAUUUAAGACUUUGAAUUGGGCUCUAAAGAAAUGGAAUUCUCAUCCAAUUUCCGUUGUUAUUCUCCAUGUCACACACAAUACUCCCAUGGAUUAUGUCUAUACACCAUUUGGGAAACUGCCAGCAAGAUCUGUGAGUGAGGAGAAACUACAAAUUCUCAGGAAAGAUGAACAAGAGAAAAUCAACAAGCUGUUUUCCAAGUAUGUUGCUUUCUGUGGCAAGGUGCCAGCAGAGAUUCUUCAAGUUGAGAAAUCAGAUGAGCCAAUGCAAAAGCGAGUCAUAGACUUGAUCUUUGGUCUAGGAAUAACCAAACUGGUCAUGGGAUUUUCAUUCAUGAAGCCCUCCAUGAAAUCUAAAGGUGCUAUUAGUGGAUUGUUCUAUGUUCAUCAGCACAAGCCUUCCUUCUGCGAACUGUUCAUUAUUUGUGGGGAGCAAAUUUUCCUGAGAGGAAAAAAUGAUGAGAAAAUCAUGGAGGAUGAUCAUGGAGUCAUGGUUGCAAGAAUAAGAGAUAAGAUAACCUUCAAAGAUUGGUUAGACAAAUGGUUCAAUGACAAAACCCACGAUUCUCCAGAUAAAAGUGAAUCACUUUCCUCAAGCAAUUUGGAGUCCCCGGUGACCAGAAACCAGUGGGAAUUUUACCUGCAGGAAAUUGAAAAUUAUUAUCAAGAAUUGUUGUCUUCCAAGUUGGAGGAAGGAAACUGCGGGCUAGAUAAUGACGACUCACAGAUUGGUCCAAACGAGCCACAUGUCACUGAACACAACAAUUAUAAUAUGAGUGGUGCAGAGAAAAUUGAAGAUCUGAAAAGUCAGCUGAAGGAAGCUCAGAAGACCAUUCUAUUGAAGAGGAAAGAGGCCAAAGAUAGUAAAGAAAGGCACGCAAAAGCUGAAUGGGCAAUUUGUCUGUGCAACAAUAGAGCUGAGGAGGUGGAAGGUCGAAUUCGAGAAGAGGUGGGUGCUAAGGAGGAGCUAAAGAAGGAAUGGGAAGCGGAGAGGGAGCAGACGGAGGAGAUGAGGAUGGAGGUGGAAGAGAGGAGGAGGAGGCUCAUUUCUCUGACGGAGGUGCAAUCGGAGCUCUCCAACAAGCUUCAAAUAUGGAUGCUGGCCAAGACGCGGGCGGAGACGCAGCUCGAGAGGGCGGUAGGGGAGAGAACGGAGAUGGUGAGGGAGAUCGAGGAGCUCAGGCGCCAGAGAGACGUGCUUAACCGAAGGAUCGAGUUCUGCAAGCAGAAGGACGCAAUUGGAAUGGCCGCCAGACUCGCCGACACGCGCUGCACCUUCCGCGAGUACACGGCGGAGGAGAUCCGGCUGGCCACCGACAACUUCUCCGAGCGGCUGAGGUUGAAGUCCGGCGGAGAUUGGAGCAAUGUGUACAGGGGACGCUUCAACCACUCCACUGUUGCCAUCAAGAUGCUCCCUUCUUUCUCCCUCCAACAUUUCCAAUCGAAGGUGAGGCUUCUUGGUGAUAUUAGGCAUCCUCAUCUGAUUGCCAUGGUGGGGUUUUGCUCCGAGCCCAAGUGCAUAGUUUUGGAAUACAUGCGCAACGGAAGCUUAAGAGACAUGCUGUUUUCUAGGAGAAAAAACCGCGCUUUAAGAUGGCACGACCGAAUACGAAUUGCCAUAGAAGUUUGUUCAGGUCUGGGCUUUCUCAAUGGAGCUGAACCAAGGCCCGUCAUUCACUGCCAUUUGACUCCAUCCACAGUCCUCCUAGACCGCAAUUUGGUGGCAAAGAUCACGGGCUUUGGGCUCCAUGAUUGCACUGACGAACAGUGUAACGUCGAGUCAGAUUUGCAGGCUAUAGGGGUUUUGCUGAUGCAUCUUUUGACAGGAAGAAAUUGGGCCGGGCUCGUUGAGGAGGUGAUGACAGUGGAUAUGGACAGAGAGGCUUUGGCUAGCGUUCUUGAUGAGAUGGCUGGACAAUGGCCAUUGGAUCUAGCAAUAGAACUUGCAGGCCUGGCUUUGAUGUGCGUGUCCACCAAAACCAAGCCUAACUCAGAACUGAGCAUUGCAAAGGUGUUGGAGGAACUGAAUGAGAUAAGAAGAAAGGGGGAUGAAAUAGUUGGAAGGGAAGGACGAAAAGCAAUUCUUGGUGGGUGUAUAGAUAGAGAGGGAACCAGUGAUGUGCCUAGUGUUUUUCUUUGCCCCAUACUUCAGGAGGUAAUGAAAAACCCACACUUGGCAGCAGAUGGGUUUUCCUAUGAGCUUGAAGCAAUAGACCACUGGCUGCAGUCUGGGCGUGACACAUCACCAAUGACAAAUAUGAGGCUGAAACACACAUUUCUCACCCCGAAUCACACUCUCCGUUCCCUAAUUGAGGAUUGGCAGACCAAUAAAUCACCUAAACUUACACACUAAUACCGAAUUCUUUUUAGUUCAUUAGAUCAUAUGUACAGAUUAGUUUGUGACUAGUGCUGAUUUUUUGUUCUCAUUGCCACCGGUGGACCAUUAACUCCAAAUAAAAAGUUACCAAUUGAAUUAGCAUGUCAUGGGUAGGUUCAAGCCUCCUUUCUGA